AUGUUUGACGUCUCAGACCUCAAUCCAGAGGAGAGCGAGCUGAGCUGGCUUUCCUACACCCCGACACACGACAGUGAUGUGAAGGCUCAGGGGGCCUGGCCCAGCCCUCUCCACCACGGUGUGUGGGGACAGAGCAGAGCUCUCAAUCCCAUUGACAUAGAUCGCGCACCAAGAAUUCAGUUCAGGUUCUUGGCAAAUGGGCAUCAGCAUCACCCAUUAGCCAACAGGAUGGAGAUCACAUCUUUAAAUUCUCUGAAGCAGCCAUCACUGUGCAAGGAUGGAGAAGAGUGUCAAGAAAAUGGAAUUCUACAGAAGGGUGUCCCCACCCCUGGGGAUAAGAAGGAGUCCGGCCAGGCCUCUAACGGGUACUCAGUGGUGCUGAGCCUCAGUGCAGGAGAUGACACUCCGCACUCCAUUCCAGCUGCCACCACCGCCCUAGUGGGGGCGUUCCUUAUCCCCUACACCAUCAUGGCCAUUUUUGGGGGGAUCCCACUCUUCUACAUGGAGCUUGCGCUGGGCCAGUACCACCGAAACGGGUGCAUUUCAGUAUGGAGAAAAAUCUGCCCGAUUUUCAAAGGGAUUGGUUACACCACCUGCAUCAUUGCCCUUUACACUGCCUUCUACUACAACACCAUCAUGGCCUGGGCACUCUACUACCUCAUCUCCUCCUUCACCGCCCAGCUGCCCUGGACCAACUGCAAGAACUCCUGGAACACUGCCAACUGCACCAACUACUUCUCGGAGGACAACAUCACCUGGACACUCCACUCCACGUCCCCUGCGGAGGAAUUUUACACGCGCCACAUCCUGCAGAUCCACCGCUCUACGGGACUCGAGGACCUGGGCAGCAUCAGCUGGCAGCUUGUCCUCUGCAUCCUGCCAAUCUUCGCUGUUAUCUACUUUAGCAUCUGGAAAGGCGUCAAAACAUCUGGCAAGGUGGUGUGGGUGACAGCUACCUUCCCUUACAUCGUCCUUGUGGUCCUGCUAGUGAGGGGGGCCACCCUCCCUGGAGCCUGGAGGGGUGUUCUCUUCUACUUGAAACCAAACUGGCAGAAACUCCUGGAGACAGAGGUGUGGGUAGCUGCUGCCUCUCAGAUCUUCUUCUCUCUUGGUCCUGGCUUUGGGGUCCUACUGGCUUUUGCUAGCUACAACAAGUUCAACAACAACUGUUAUCAAGACGCCCUGGUGACCAGUGCGGUGAACUGCAUGACCAGCUUGCUCUCGGGGUUUGUCAUUUUCACGGUGCUUGGAUAUAUGGCUGAGAUGAGGAAGGAAGAUGUGUCCGAGGUGGCCAAGGAUGCGGGCCCCACUCUCCUCUUCAUCGCAUACGCAGAAGCCAUCGCCAACAUGCCGGCGUCCACAUUCUUUGCCAUCAUCUUCUUCUUGAUGUUAAUCACACUGGGCUUGGAUAGCACAUUUGCAGGCUUGGAGGCGGUGGUCACCGGUGUGCUGGAUGAGUUUCCCCACAUCUGGUCCAAGCGCCGGGAGUUGUUUGUGCUUGGUGUGGUCAUUACCUGCUUCUUUGGGUCCCUGGCCACCCUGACCUUUGGCGGGGCCUACGUGGUGAAGCUGCUGGAGGAGUACGCCACGGGGCCCGCGGUGCUCACCGUUGCCCUGUUAGAAGCCAUUGCUGUGUUUUGGUUCUACGGCAUCACUCAGUUCUGCAGCGAAGUGAAGGACAUGCUGGGCUUCAGCCCUGGGUGGUUUUGGAGGAUCUGCUGGGUGGCCAUCAGCCCUCUGUUUCUUCUGUUUGUCAUUUGCAGUUUUUUGAUGAGCCCACCACAGCUACGACUUUUCCAGUAUAAUUAUCCUCACUGGAGUAUCAUCCUGGGUUACUGCAUCGGAACCUCGUCUUUCAUCUGCAUCCCCAUAUAUAUGACUUACCGGCUGAUCAUCACUCCAGGGACACUGAUGGAGCGUAUUAUUAGAAGUAUCACUCCAGAAAAACCAAGAGAAACUCCCUGUGGGGACAUCCACUUGAAUGCCGCAUAAGACGCUUCAGGGAGAGGAAAGUAGCUUCCCAGCAACCUCUGCCCCCAGUUCUGACAAGUCCCACCUCAUCUCCUCCCUCUAAGUGAAUGAGUUUCCAGCUCAGCCUGACAAUGGAAGGGCCUUCUUCACAGAGACUCAGCCCCAAAAGACUGUGGUACCCAGACGCUUACGGCCUCCAGCCACUUGUUGCUGUGAGGUCUCCUGGACAGAUUACCACGUUAGACUCUGUGAUGCAGCUGAACUGGACUAUCUUGGAUGCAUGAGGGUGUGUAUGGAGGUGAUGAGAACCACCAUGUACCAGUUAGGGUUAGGACUAGAAUCAAGUCUGUGAAUGUCUCCUGUAUCAUUUGUUGUUAUGAUCAUUAGUAUUGUGGGGGGAUAGUAAGAAGCUAGGGAAAUUCCUUGACAAG
Myotis davidii is the source of this 2402-nucleotide messenger RNA. RefSeq names its product sodium-dependent serotonin transporter. Bases 1 to 1992 code for a protein of 663 amino acids. The transcript is spliced from 14 exons. Gene Ontology annotation, cellular component: plasma membrane; neuron projection. Gene Ontology annotation, biological process: sodium ion transmembrane transport; serotonin uptake. The record is from RefSeq and is a predicted model, not a curated record. Gene Ontology annotation, molecular function: serotonin binding; serotonin:sodium:chloride symporter activity. Lineage: Eukaryota; Metazoa; Chordata; Mammalia; Chiroptera; Vespertilionidae.